Messenger RNA from Fusarium redolens, 1078 nucleotides. RefSeq lists its product as uncharacterized. The coding region runs from base 134 to 868 and encodes 244 amino acids. The transcript has a single exon. NCBI's taxonomy places the organism in Eukaryota, Fungi, Ascomycota, Sordariomycetes, Hypocreales, Nectriaceae. The record is from RefSeq and is a predicted model, not a curated record.
CUCAGAUGAACUGUAUAGUAUUAAGGUCUAUGCACCUCUAUCAAGAGAUCUAUGUGCAAGUUGUAGAAAAGAAUUAUAUACCCAACGCUUCCAUCCUUAGUUCAUCAUUUGUGAAAUUAAUCAUUAAAGACCAAUGCUUUUCCCUUGUCGUCCAAACUCAUUACGAGAUAUAUCCGUGACAUGUAGAGCAGAGGUGUUGGGUUGCUUAGAAGAGAGCAAUGGCACCGAGGACGGCGAGAACGCCGGCAGGGGCGAUGCGACCGGCAGCAGCGGUGACAACGGCAGGCUGAGUACCCUCAGGGACGGGGUAGGUAGCGGUAGGGUUGACGGGGACGGGCUCAGCGCCGGUGGGCUUGCCGGGGACAGCGGGAGCAGUGGGGUGAGGACCCUCGGGCUUACCGGGCUUGCCAGGCUUGCCGGGAGUGGGCUGAGGGUAGGGGUGCUCGGAAGCAGGGUGAGUGGUGGUGAAGUGGCAGUCGGUGACGGUGACGGUUCCGGGAGCGGUGACAGUGACGGUCUUGUUGCCGUAGGUCAGAGUGGUGGGCUCAGGGCAGUAGGUAGUCACGGCGGUGAUGACCUCAGUGGUGUAGACGGGGUGAGGGACAACGGGCUUGGUGGGCUUGACGGGGUAGCUGACUGUGCAGGGGCAGUCGGUGAUGGUCAAGGUGGUCUCAGAGGUGACGGUGUAGGUCUUGUCACCGUAGGUGAGAGUGGUAGCACCAGGGCAGUAGGUUGUGAUGGCGGUGACAACCUCGGUGGUGUAGUGAGUAGCGUUGGAGGGAGGGGCGUAGUAGGGAGAAGCGGUGGCAGCUCCGAUGAGGAGGCCAGCAGCAGCAACCUUGAUAGCAACCAUUUUGAAGGAUAUUGAGAUGAUUUAAGUUCUGACUUGUUAAAACGAGUGAAGUGCAGAAAAGCAAGAUUAAGCUUUGAGCGAGAGUGUAACGACUGAAGCGAGUGUAGUUGUUGGGAAAAAGAAGAAGUGAGGGAAAAGGUGGAAGAGAAUGAGGGUAUUUAUCUUGAGCUCAACACCAAGUUGAGUCAAGCUGAGCUGAACCAAACUGGGCUGAUAGAUACGGAA